UCCUGGCCAGAGGGUCGGAGGCGUCCGGGGUGACUGCCGGCGUCACGGGGCGCGCGCUGCCGCGAACGGCGUGGCAGAUGGGAACGCCUCCGAGACCACCAGCGAUGACCCCGCUCGGGCAGCCCCAAUUUCUUUGGCUGCACCGGCGCCGGCAGCGGGGACCGAGGCCCGCGUCCGUUCGGGUCGGGCCUGGGCUUAGCGCCGCGCCCCACAGGCGGCCGGGACUCCACCUGGACCCCGCCGCGGUUCUGGGCCGCCGGAGCCUCGCGCCGCCUCUCGGGGACCUUGUCCCCUGGCCUCCGGCCUCUCGGGCCCCUCGCCUGCCGUCUAGGAGAGAAGGGGCCUUGGACCUGUGCCCCGCCGAUGGAACAGCGCCCGGGCUCGGAGAGGCCCCGCGAGACCGCAGGCGCAGACCCUCCCGGAGGGCUGGGCGGGCACCGGGGUCUUCGGCUGGCUUGAGGGACCCGACCCCUGGGGGAGGAGUUUGGGGUCUGUGUGUCCGAAUGAACGCGGGGGUUCAGAUGAGCCUGUGGUGUCCCCGCUUUCCAUCUCCUCCGUACCCGGCCCCAGAGGACUGUCUGAGAGGCCGGUGGCCGCGGAUCCUGAAAGCGCCUCCCUCCUGCCUGUGGUUUCCCUUUAUACCGGCAGCGGCGCGAGUCCACCCUUCACUUACAGGAGCUACAUCCAGAACCUUCUCCUGGGGCCACAGCGUGGGCUUCCGAGACUCUGCGUGACCCCAGCUCUGCCCCUUUGGGGCUGCAGUUUCUAAGGAAUGAAUCCCCGAGUGUGGCAGGAAGGACACGGCCAGCUCCUGACGCACACCUGAUUUGAUUCAACACUGAGUCGGCACAGACACAACCAGAGAUGGCCUGGGUCCAGGCUGGGGCUGCACAGGCCGUGUCCUGGACAGCCAGGAGGGAGGCCCCACACACAGACGGCUGCCGGGUAGGGGGCCUAAGCGGGGCAGGCCUGGCCACAGCCCAUGUCCUUGGCCUUCCACAUAGAUGCACACAUUGUCUGCCCACAGAGGGCCAAGACGCCCCAGGCACCCCUUCGCUCCGGGGGCUCAGGACACAGGCUCCCAGCUGAGGCCGCGCUUGGACCCAGAGCUGAUGUUUGGCUGCAAGCCCACUCGGGACAGACCCAAGAACACGAAUUCUGUCCCUCUGGAUUUAAGGCUGGUGUUUUUUGACAUUUACUUCAGUUUUUCUCUUUGAAAUUAAAAUUACCUGAGUAAAA
Molecule: messenger RNA, 1239 nt
Organism: Symphalangus syndactylus (siamang)
Lineage: Eukaryota; Metazoa; Chordata; Mammalia; Primates; Hylobatidae
Source: RefSeq, a predicted model, not a curated record